Messenger RNA from Fusarium mangiferae, 105 nucleotides. RefSeq lists its product as uncharacterized. The transcript has a single exon. Lineage: Eukaryota; Fungi; Ascomycota; Sordariomycetes; Hypocreales; Nectriaceae. Bases 1 to 105 code for a protein of 34 amino acids. The record is from RefSeq and is a predicted model, not a curated record.
AUGUCGGGGUAUGGUUUCAAAAAAAAGGGGAGAGCAUUCUGUAUUUCAGUCCAGGGCGGGGAUGAAGAUACUUUAUGGGAAAAUGGGGGAGGUCAUUCUUUAUAA